Molecule: messenger RNA, 6349 nt
Organism: Misgurnus anguillicaudatus (oriental weatherfish)
Lineage: Eukaryota; Metazoa; Chordata; Actinopteri; Cypriniformes; Cobitidae
Gene: fhod3a
Product: formin homology 2 domain containing 3a
Biological process (GO): sarcomere organization; cortical actin cytoskeleton organization; cardiac myofibril assembly
Cellular component (GO): cytoplasm; cytoskeleton
Molecular function (GO): actin filament binding
Source: RefSeq, a predicted model, not a curated record
GAAGCGCUAAAUCCACGGGGGGCGUCCGCCCGGCUGUCCAGCACCUUCCGACGCGUCCACCCGGUCGUGACGCGCGACACUGACGCUCAGACGCGCAGCCACGGGACAGACUACUAGAAUACUGCCCGUAUCUUCACUUCAUCCGCGGGUGCAGUCAGUGAAGGUCGCGGGACUUUUGUUGUCGUUACCGGAGAGCGCGCGCGUGGAAACGGCUCAUGGACGCAUCAUGUCUACGUUUGUGUGUCGGGUUCAGUUUUUAGACGAUACCGAUCCGUUCAACAGCACCAGUUUUCCCGAACCGAGCAGACCUCCACUUUACACAUUCAGAGAAGAUAUACCGGUGAUAAACCAGCUCGCGGGGAUCCACAGACUCCUCAAAGCUCCACACAAACUCGAUGACUGCGCUCUUCAGCUCUCUCAUACUGGAGUUUAUCUUGAUCUGGAGUUAUCUCUGUCUGAACAAAGAGAUGAACUCGAAGGAUUUCAGCAGGAAGACUGUGGAGGGAGGGGAAAGAAACACAGCAUGAUCUUACGAACUCAACUGAGUGUUCGGGUUCACUCGUGUAUCGAGAAGCUGUAUGAUUCAAAUGGACGUGACUUGAGAAGAGCUUUGUUUUCUCUCAAGCAGAUAUUUCAGGAUGAUAAAGACCUCGUGCAUGAGUUUGUGAUGGCUGAAGGUCUCACCUGUUUGAUAAAAGUCGGUGCUGAGGCGGAUCAGAAUUAUCAGAACUACAUCCUCAGAGCUUUAGGUCAGAUCAUGCUGUAUGUGGACGGGAUGAAUGGGGUCAUAGGUCACUCUGAGACCAUACAGUGGCUCUAUCAUCUCAUUGGCUCAAAGUUUCGUCUGGUGGUGAAAACAGCCUUAAAACUGCUGCUGGUGUUUGUGGAAUAUUCUGAAGCCAACGCAACACUGAUCAUACAAGCUGUUAACAGUGUGGACACCAAAAAAGGCUGUAAGCAGUGGUCAAAUGCUAUGGAGAUUUUAUCAGAGAAGGACGGCGUGGACACAGAACUUCUGGUGUAUGUCAUGACUCUCAUCAACAAGACACUGGCAGCUCUUCCGGAUCAGGAUUCGUUCUAUGAUAUGGUUGAUGUUCUGGAGGAGCAGGGGAUGGAGGCUGUGUCCCGCAGGUAUCUGGGCCGUAAGGGAACCGAUCUGGACCUACUGGAGCAGCUGAAUAUAUAUGAGGCGACUCUUCGUCAUGAGGACGGUGAUGAAGACUGCUUGCCCCCGUCCUCCGGUCGCCGUGAGAGACGCCGCUCCAGUGUUGGGGGAGAAGAGAGACGAGGCUUGCAGAGACGUCGCAGCCGCAGGCAUUCGUUGGGUAGAUCAAGCCACGCCUCCCCAUGCCACACAAAUGGAAAGGACAUUAAUGAAAGAACACAUUUGAUGCACAACACAAAUCAUCUGCCAGCCAUAGAGGAAGAUGAGGAUGAAGCUCUGCUCACAGAGUCUUCUGAUGAUGAUGAUGAGGGGGAAAUGAAUCCUUCAUCAUGUGUCAUCAGUGAAGAUCCUCUCAGUCAGCACAAAGAAAACAUAAACCCUGAAGAUAACUGCUUGACUCCGCCCCCUGAUGACCCCGCCCAACCCUCUCUACUGGCAUCUCUACUCGCACAUCGCAAGUUGUCCGUCAGCGUGCCGCCAACCAAUGAGGUGAGCCCUCCUCUCCGCGGAUCUGCUCGGCCUCUGGACCGUCUGCCGUACCUCCCGCACUCGCCCUUCUUCCUCUUCUCUUAUGAUGAAGAGAAACCGCAGGAGAAGAGCAGGUCAUUUUCUGCCGUCAGUUCUCCAUCAUCAGCAGUCAGACAGCAGAAUGAGAAGCCGGCUCAUGGUGGACUCUUGUCAUCAUCAUAUCGUCAGCAUCAGGAGUCUUUGGCUGCAGAGAGAGAAAGACGACGAGUCCAGCGAGAGGAAAGACUUCAGAAGAUUGAGAGAGAGGAGAGAAACCGACACAGUCGUGACUAUUUGUUAAACAUGGAGGAGGCCAGACACGCUCGAGAGGAGAGGUUUAAGACGGCAGAGCGUCUCGCUGCUGAGGAGUUUGAGAGAGAGCGAUUACGUUCAGCACCUCGUGGUAUCAGUCUCACUCUGAGUCCAUCUGACAACUGUCAAUCAUCCCGCAGUUCCACACCCACCUCUAUGACAUCACAGGAUGACCAGGACACGCCUGUCGAGUCAUGCCUACCAUCUGAACCAGAUCCAGAUGUAACGCCAGCUCUUGAAGUUGAGGAGAAAGAGCCAGAGGAACCCACAGAAGAACCAGAGGAGGAAGAGGAAGCGGAGGAGAUAAGUGCUGAACAGGAAGUCGGCGGAGCUGAGGAACAGGUGGAGGAGGAAGAGGAGGAGCCUGAAGUGGAAGCUCAGGACGAAGAGGUGGAAGACAGCGGGAUUUUGAGCGAUAAAGAACGUCAGAAUGAAGAAGUGAACGAGAAAGACAACUGCUCCGCCUCCAGCAUCUCUUCAGCCAGUAGUACACUAGAAAGAGAAGACAGAGUCACUGGAGUCAACACUGAGACCGGUCAGUGGUCUCAGAGCAUCAAAGAUGUCAAUGUGAACGAAGAACGAAACAAGAUCCUUAACAGUAAACUCUUUAUGCUGGAUAUGCUGUAUUCACAGAGCAAACAGCCCUCAGAGGAAGAUGAGGAUGAGGAGGAACAAGAUUCAAGAGAGAAAGAACAGGCUGAAGAUUCAUCUGUGUCAACGCAGGAAACGCAGCAUCCACAGGAGGACGACGUCAACCAUAAAACGGAAGAAGAAAAGAAAGUAGAGAACCAGAGCAAUGUACGAGCGUUUGCCGAGCGUUUUGGAGACCUGGUGAAGGGUCUCACCUCUCCGCCGGUAGAACCCAAGGAAGCCCCGGAGAAACAGCCGCCUCCUCAACCUCCGAAAAAGGAGUCAGACUACAUCUGGGAUCAGUUGAUGGCGAGUCCUCGGGAACUCCGCAUCGGUGACAUCGAUUUCACCGAUUUGGGAGAAGAGGAGGAUCGGGACGUCCUGGAUUCUGAAAGUUUUCUGAGCUCUGGAGAUUUACCCCCGCCACCGCCUCCACCCCCCUGCCCCUUCAAUCUACCACCACCUCCUCCUAUGUUUGGUUGCCCCCCACCUCCGCCCAUGUUCAACAUACGAAUUCCUCCUCCCCCUCCCUGUUUCUCCUCCUCAGCCCCGCCUCCCCCUCAGCACCAGUCCGGGUCGCCUCCAUCCCCUCCACUGUUCCAGAAAAAGAAGAAGACUAUCAGGCUGUUUUGGAGUGAGGUCCGACCUUCUGACUGGAUCUACCGUCACCACAGACGAAGUCAGGAGUCGCUGUGGACCAGACUUGAACCUGUUAAACUUGACACCUCUAAACUCGAGACGCUCUUCGAGACCAAGUCCAAGGAGAUGCCCGUAACCAAGAAAACCGCAGCAGAUGGAAAGCGACAGGAGAUCAUCGUCCUAGAUUCUAAACGCAGUAACUCCAUUAACAUCGGUCUCACGGUCCUCCCACCUCCCCGUACCAUCAAAACAGCCGUACUCAACUUUGAUGAAUAUGCGCUUAACAAGGAGGGAAUCGAGAAAAUCCUCACCAUGGUUCCCACAGAGGAGGAGACCCAGAAGAUUCAGGAGGCUCAGUUGUUGAAUCCUGAUAUUCCUCUAGGCAGCGCUGAGCAGUUUCUCCUGACGCUGUCAUCCAUCAGUGAGCUCAGGGCCCGUCUGCAGCUUUGGGCUUUUAAACUGGACUAUGAGGUCACUGAGAAGGAAGUGGCUGAACCUCUACAGGACCUGAAGGAAGGCAUGGAUCAGCUGGAGAAGAAUAAAACGCUACGAUACAUCUUGUCCACUCUGCUCGCUAUCGGCAAUUUCCUGAACGGAACAAAUGCUAAAGGCUUUGAUCUGAGUUAUCUGGAGAAGGUUCCAGAAGUAAAGGACACGGUCCACAAACAGUCUCUUCUGCAUCAUGUCUGCAGUAUCGUUGUGGAGAACUUUUCAGACAGCAGUGACCUUUACUCAGAGAUCGGAGCGAUAACACGUUCGGCUAAAGUGGAUUUUGAUCAGCUGCAGGAGACCUUGACUCAGAUGGAAUGGCGCUGCAAAGCAUCAUGGGACCACUUAAAAGUCAUCGCAAAGCAUGAGAUGAAGUCCACGCUGAAGCAAAAGAUGUCAGACUUUUUAAAGGACUGUGCUGAGAGGAUCAUCAUCCUGAAAACAGUACACAGGCGAAUCAUGAACAGAUUUCAUUCAUUUCUGCUGUUCCUGGGUCAGCCGGCGUACAGCGCACGGGAGGUCAGUGUAAAUCGUUUCAGUCGGAUCAUCAGUGAAUUUGCCCUGGAGUACCGGACCACACGUGAGCGCGUUCUUCAGCACAAACAGAAACGAGCCGAUCACAGAGAGAGAAACAAAACACGCGGCAAAAUGAUCACAGACAUCAACACACAGGUCAACACACAGACUGAUGAUGAAGAUGACAGUGAGGCGGGUCGGUCAGGUGUGGGCAGCAGUGUUACCCCGGUAGUAGUGCAGAAGACUGAGCCACAGGGUUUGGGUCACGCAGAAAACGCAGCAGAUCAUGAGCAGAUGAAGGCAGUACUCAAGACCGGCCUGCAGGGCGGCGACAGCGACAGCUCUGUUGUGCCUGGAUUACGAAUCCGCACACGCACUCGAGCCAGCCGAGGUCGCACCGCCUGGGCCGCUGCAAAUGAAGAAUCACAGUGCGUUAAAGAUGAUGCUGCAGAUGACAUCAUGGAGAGGAUUGUACGUUCAGCCACUCAGAAUCCUCGAGAAAGAGCGCAACCCCGUGAACGACGACGCUCACGUGCAAAUCGAAAGUCACUGAGAAGGACUUUAAAGGGCGGUUUGACCCCAGAGGAAGCUCAGGCACUGGGAUUGGAUACAUCAGAGAUGUCAAUGUGAUCAGACGAAUGAUUGAGCCUCACUGAUGCCUUUAGCUGAACUUAUCUCAGGUGGAUUCAUACUGAAGGAACAACACAUUCAAUUAAACAGCUGCCAAUUCUUCUUAUCUCUCAGAUAUAUUUUCAUGCCAAAUAUUACUGUAUGAUGUCACUGCUUGUUAUUCUAAGCCACACCCACCCCGCCAAUCAGAAGCCUUUUAGCAGCUACAUUUUAGUCUGUGAGGGAUUUUACACUGACAUGUUUAAAUGUCAUUUACAUGGGAUUUGUUAAGAGAUGUUGUAAACAUUUUAACUAUUAAUGACUGUAAAAAAGUCAAAAUAAACUUUAUCUCAGGGUUCCUAAUUCUUCCCUUUCAGAGGUGAACAGUACAUAAGUAUUUUUACUCCACUUAAGUACAUUUUUCAAGUAUCUAAUCAGAGUUUUUUCUUGAGAAAACUUUUACUUUACUACAUGUUAAAGCAUAAUAUCAUCCUAUCUUAUUCCACUACAGCCAUGCUUUCACAGAUAAGGCAGGACUAAACCUUAGUUAAAUUAAGAUGUUUAAGCAUUUUUAUAAACAUGCCUUAGAAAAAAAAUGAUACUUAGUUGUAUCUUGAGAUAAAUCAAUAGCACUGGCAUAUUUUCUCUAUUAAGAUCUGUAUGUGCUAGUAAAACCAUGAUUAAUUUUCGUAAGGUAAAAGUAUGUUAAUAUGCUUUGGAAUGUAGUGAAGUAUGUUUUCCAAAGAAAAACUGAUGAAGUACAUAUAUUUGAAAAUGUACUUAAGUAGAAAGUAAAAAUAGUUCACUAUUGUUCAUUUUGUUUGUUUCAUCUCGGAGAUAAACGCAGCACCAUGUACUGAAGGUUGAGCUUGUGAGGAAUCAAACAGUGUUGUGAAUGUUACAGACUACUGUAAAUGAUCUGUUUUAGUCAGAUGAAUACUAGUGAUUUGAUCAGACUGAGAGAUGAUACUUAGGUUUAUUUAUUUUAAAUGUGCAAAAGUAAAGGCAUAGAAAAACCCUCUUGACUUCUAUAGAAACCCCAUCAGAUAUGUUCUCUAAAAAUGAUUCAAAUUGUACAAAACUCUAAAAAUACAAUAUUUUUGAACAAAGACUGUAUAAAUUAUUUCUGCCCUUUUGUGUUCAUUUUGUAUUUUCUGUAGAUUUGUGUCAAAUGUUAAUUUAAGAAAUGCAAACACAGUGUUUAGAGGACGUACACAGCUUGUUGUAAAAACAGAAAAGGUUUUCUCUAACAGAACACACGUUUUUAGUUUUGUCAAUGUUUAGAAAGAAACUUCUGUUAUAUUUUAUUUGCUUUUUGGUUUCAAAAGACACCGUACAGAAGAACAUCUGCUCAACUCAAGCCUUUCGUGUUUAAUAGUUUCUUUAGUUUAGCACGUGAAAGCUGAAGUCAUUUUGCAAAAAAGAUUUUCUUCUGAAUUCACACAUGUACACAUUCUGCAAUAAAAACCCUCUGAAAAACAA